This is a messenger RNA of Onychostruthus taczanowskii (white-rumped snowfinch), 12044 nucleotides long. Its product is annotated as sacsin-like. The record is from RefSeq and is a predicted model, not a curated record. The annotation marks the transcript as partial. Gene Ontology annotation, molecular function: Hsp70 protein binding. Lineage: Eukaryota; Metazoa; Chordata; Aves; Passeriformes; Passeridae. The transcript is spliced from 6 exons.
GGAGACCUUCUGCCAGCGGGCACCCAGCUUCCUUGACUACCUGCACAGCAUCCUGCAGAAGUACCCGGAUGGAGGGCAGAUCCUCAAGGAGCUGGUGCAGAAUGCAGAUGACGCCGGAGCUAACGAGGUCGUGUUUGUGUCUGAUGAGCGGGAAUUCGACAUCACUGGAGGGGGACUGGAGGGCACCCAGGGCCCAGCUCUCUUGGCCUACAAUGACGCCGUGAUGUCUCCCCGGGACUGGAAAGGGAUUCAGCGCCCAGGGGUGUCACACAAGCGGGAGGAUCCCCGCAGCGUGGGGCGCUUCGGCUUGGGCUUCACCUCUGUCUACCACCUCACCGACCUACCAGGUGUGCUGAGCGCCCCAUACUUGGGGGUGCUGGAUCCUGAAUGCCAGGUGCUGCCUGGUGCUGGCAAGCGCUGGGACAUCUCGGAAGCCCAGGACCUUCCUGGCCUUUUUGAGCCCUUCUGGGCUGGGCUGGAAGCUGUGGGAAAACACCGUGCCUCAGCCCAGGGCACCCUCUUCCGCUUCCCCCUUCGCCGGCAACCCUCAGAAAUCGCUGAAGGGAUCUCCAGUCCUGAGCGCAUCUGCAACCUCAUCCAGACCUUCCUCACAGAGGCCCCUCUUGCCCUCCUCUUCCUCCGCCAUGUCCGCCAUGUGGCCCUGCACCGUGUGGCCCCUGACGGGGUCCAGACACUCAUGGGAACACUUGUGGCAUCCCCUCAGCCUCUCCCUGUCCCAGUGCCAUCAGGGGAUGAGGGGCUGAGUCUUGCGUGGUGCCUGGUGGCCCUGCACGGAGAUGGGGUCAGUGCUGGGAGCGAGUGGCUGGUGGCCACGGGCAGGGCCACUGAGGGGCCAGCUGUGGCUUUGGGCACACGGCUGGGGUGCUGCCCUGAGCUGAGCCUGGCACACCCCCUCCAUGGGGCCUGCCAAGGGCGGCUCUGCUGCUUCCUGCCACUGCCAGCCACUGACGAGAUGGCCACAGGGCUGCCUGUCCAUGCCAGCGCUCCCUUUGCCCUCUCCGAUGAUCGCCGCCACCUGCGCUGGCCCCAGGAGGGUGAGGAGGGUGAGGAAGAUGCCCGCUGGAAUGCUCUUCUGCUGCUCGACCUCCUGCCCCGGGUCUACAGCCACUUGGCCACUGUGGCUGUGGCUGUGCCCGGUGCAGAUGCCUACAGCCUGUGGCCAGACCCCGAGUGCACACCGAGCUCCGGCCGGAUCCACAGCCUGGUGAGCCGUGUGUGCCAGGAGCUGGCGGCCGCCCCUGUCCUGCUGCCGGCCGCAGACGGGGCGGCGGGGCGGCUGCGGGCCCUCGAGGCUGUGCUGCUGCCAGAGGCCGUGGGCGAUGUGGCCACACGGUGGGCUGUCCAGGCCUUGCUGGUGGCAGCCGGGGAGCCGGUGGCCAAGAUCCCACCCCGUGUGUGGAGGGCGCUGACUUUGGGGAUGCCAAAGGGCCUGCGGGAGGCCACGGCGGGACACGUGCGGGAAGUGCUGCGGCACCAUGGGGCCGCAGAGCUCCUGGCUGCCAGCCGCCUCUCCCUGCUGCGCUACGUGGCUGGGGAUGGGUGCCAUGCUGAGCUCCACGGCCUCCCCCUCCUGCCCCGCGCUGAUGGAACCUUCGUGGCCUUUGGAACUGCGUCAGCCGUUGUCUACGUGGACACAUCCGACUGCCCCAGGGAGCUCCUACCUGGCUUGGCCGGAUCCUUCCUGCCCUCAGACCUGGAGCCAGGCUUGGACAGCCUCCUGCGAGGCAUUGCCAAGAAGGGUCUCUUCCCCAACCUGGUUCUGCUGGAUCCAGCCGUGACUGUACAGACCCUGCGCUUGGCUCUGCCCCCCACCUGGACAUCCCAGUCUUCAACCCCAGUGACCUGGUGCCCAGCCCAAGGGCCCCCCCAGCCCCCAGCCUCCUGGUUCCCAGCCCUGUGGCAAUUCCUGGCCCACAUAGAAGACCUGGGCCCUCUGGAGGGGCUUCCUCUCAUAGCCCUGUCCUCACUGGAUGCCCCCACUGUCAGUUUGGCUCCACUGAUACCUGAGUCCAGUCUUAUCUUCCAGGCAUGGGAGGGCCAGCUCCUGCCACUUGCUGUGGCCUCUGUGCUGGAGGUCCUGGGUUGCCCUGUGGUGCCACCAAGGUUGCCCAUGUGGCACCGUUCCCUGUCCUGCUAUGUCCUGCCUCCAUCCCCCCUCAAUGCCCUGCGGGCCCUGGGGAGGCAGGAGGCUGCAGCACUGGCCUCCCGCAUGGCCUCGCUGCCUCAUGCAGAUGUGGUCACCCUCCGGCGCUACCUGGCAGACAUCCCAUCCCUGACAAAGCAGGACAUGGCCACUCUGGCUGCUCUGCCCCUCUUUCUGCCACUGCCCUGCUUGGCCACCCCACAGCCCACAGAGCUGGUGCCAGCCGCUGCCACCCCGGUGCUGGAGCCAGAGCUGGAGCUGCCCCAAGAUGUGUUGCUGCCGGAGGUGAUGUUGCGGUGCCAGGAUGAAGUUGACCGGCGGCUACUCGGGAGGCUCCAGAGGCCCCUCAUCAGUGCAGCCUGUGUGAUGCUGAAGGCCGUCAGAGCCGUGGCCCAAGGUGCGUAUGCAGGGCGAGCGGCUGAGACACAGGCUCUGCUGCUCUGGGUACUGCAGCACGGAGACACUGUCUUUGCACAGAGCCCCCCGCUCCGGCAGGCCUGCAGCACACUGGCCUUCCUGGAGACUCCUAACGGCCCUGCAUGCCCAGAAGACCUCUAUGACCCCUGUGACAGCACCCUGCAGGCACUGCUGGGACCUGAGCGCUUUCCUCCUGCUGCCUUCCACAAUCCGUCUGUCCUCCGUGCCUUGAGGGCCGUGGGUUUGCGGCAUGGUGAGGGGUGCCUGCUGCCCUCAGACAUCCUGGCAGCUGCAGCAAAAGUCAGUCAGGGUGGCACGGCAGCUCUGGACAGGGCUGAGGCACUGAUCACAGUCUGCAACCACCCCAAGGCACUGGAUGGCUUCAGUGCUGCAGAGCUUGGGCAGCUCCAGGCCCUGCCGUGGGUGCCUCGCUCCAAGUGCACAGGAGAGCCUGGGCAGCCCUUCCUGCCCCCCAGGGAGUUGCGAUCCAUGCAGUACCAAUCCCUGGUGGGGCUUGCCAUGCCCCUGACUGAUGCCUUUGUGCCAGAGGCAGAGAAGAAGCUGGGGCUGAGCCAGACCCCACCACCAGAGAGAGUGUGGGAGCAGCUGAGAAAGCUGGUGAGGCGCAGGGACAUGGAUGAAGUGGGUCCUGCUCUCCAGCCCAUCUACUGGCACAUGCAGGAAAACCUGAAGGCCUUUGGGACUGCCCCGGAUGAUGCUGUUGUGUGGACUGGGUCUGGACUUGUCCUGCCACGUGAUGCUGUGCUGGGCUAUCCUGAGAAGCUGGAGCUGGGGAUGCUGGUGCCCCGGGUGCCCCCUGACUUCCUGCCCUAUGGCUGCCUCUUCAGGGCCUGGGGGGUGGCGGAUGGGGUGAGUGAGGAGCGGGCAGUGUCAGCCCUGCACUCCCUGGGGCAGGACAUAGACAGGCGCAGCUCCAGAGCAGGCACUGCCGCAGAGUUGCAGGUGGUUGUAGCUGUCCUGGAGUGGCUGGAGAGGCAGGGCCACCAGAGCAAGGGCACUGUGCCAGUUCCUGUGAGGAUCCCGCAGGGCUCAGGCUUUGCCCUCCGUCCAGCUGCGUCUGCCGUGUACCUGGACAUGGAGCUGGAGGAAGAGGAGGAUGUUCAAGAGGUGGUGCACGAGGCCGUGCCUUGCAGCACAGCCAUGUUCCUGGGCACAGAACGUCUCAGUACACAAGUGCUGGGCCCAGAGCCAUUCACAGCCUGUGGCCCCUCGGAGCCCAUCACCCGACGCCUCCGCAACAUCCUCCAGGAGUACGGUGAGGAGAGCGACCUCUUCACAGAGAUGGUCCAGAACGCAGAGGAUGCCAGCGCUACUGUGUGCCGCUUCCUCCUGGACCUGCGGUGCCGCAGAAAGGCCACCUCUGGGCUGCUAGACCCAGGCAUGGCUGCCUGCCAUGGCCCAGCCCUCUGGGCCUACAACAAUGCCCUGUUCACAGAGGAUGACCUCCAGAACAUCACUCGGAUUGGGGCUGCCACAAAGGAGGGCCAGCCAGGCCAGAUCGGGCGCUUUGGGCUGGGCUUCAGCUCUGUGUACCGUGUCACAGAUGUACCGGCAGUGCUGAGUGGGGAGACACUGCUCAUCUUUGAUCCCAAUGGCACCCAUCUGGGCAAGCACAUCCUCAGGGCCAGCUCCCCUGGCAUCCGCCUGGACUUCUCCAGCCGACCACGCAUUCUCCGUGUCUUUGCUGAGCAGUUCCAGCCCUACCACGGUAUCUUUGGGUGCUGUCUGCCUGAGCCAGGACCCUUUCCAGGGAGCCUUUUCCGCUUGCCUUUUCGCACUGAAGAGGAAGCUGUGACAUCACAGAUUUGCUCUGAGGCCUUUGGUACAGAGCGCAUCCAGUCCCUUGGGACUGCUUUCCUUGGCUCUAACCGGCUCCUGCUGCUCUUCCUGAAGAAGGUGAGGGAGCUGUCCCUGGAGAUGCUGCCAGAUACGGCCACUUCUGCAGAGGAUACCAUACCUCUGGCCACGUUGCAUCGAAAGGAGAUCCGAGACUUGGGUGCCCCUGGGGAUCCCCCAAGUUGGGCAGCCAUUGAGCAGCUCUCAGCUUGUGAGGAGGAAUCCAGGACCACUUGGCACUACCUGGUUUUGGUGUGUCAGGGUGAUGGGGAGUUGCUGGAACUGUUUCACCAGAACACACAGGCAGGACUCCAUCCUCCACUUCCCAUGGCUGGUGUGGCCCUUCCCCUUGCCCCUGCUGAAGAUGGCAAGUGGGUGCCACGUCUGGACACUGAGAAGGGGCAAGUUUUCUGCCACCUUCCCAUGCCGGUCAUGUCUGGGCUGCCAAUCCACCUGCAUGGGGCCUUCAGCAUCCUCUCAAAUCGCAAGGGGCUGUGGGACACAGCAGAGCGGGGCAAGUGGAACCGGAUGCUGCUCCGCAAUGCUGUGCCAAUGGCCUGGCUCCGGGCACUGGACCAUCUCCGUGCCAUGCACGAGGCAGGCGAGUUGAAGAACUAUGAGUAUCAUCUCUUCUGGCCAGAUAUUAGCACUGCCCGUUACCCCUUUACAGAGGCUGUGACUGGUUUCUACCAGGCUCUGGCAGCCAGGAGUGGCCCAAGGCUCUUUUCCAAUGGCCACUUCUGGUGCUCGCUGCAGGAUGCCCGCUUCCUGCACCAGGCUGUGGAAAGACACCCUAAGCUGGGUACUGUGGCACAGCGAGUCUUUGCCAUCACCGUGCCCCGUCCCCUGUUGGCUGUGGCCUUGCCUGGGAAGGUGCAGGAGGGCCUUGGGAAGGCACUGCUUGCUGGAACAUAUGACUGGAACCGCUUUCUAUGUGAGCUUGUGCUUCCCAACUUAGAAAAUCUCCCUGAUGUUGACCGGAACCUGCUGUUGCUCCAUGCGCUGGAUAUGUCUCAUGAGGAUGUGGACAAAAUGCUGCAGACAGUGCCCUGCAUCCCUGUCACCCCUCAUGGCCACCUGCAGCUCAUCAAUCACCUGGUGCAUCCCAGAGGCCGUGCUGCCCCUUUAUACAACCCUGAGGAUGGGCGCUUCCCCACUGGGAAUGCCUUCCUUUCCCUGGAGAGACUAAGCCAACUGGAGAGGCUGGGCAUGGUGAAGAACACCGUGGCUCUGCCAGAGCUGCUGGAGAGGGCAAAGACUGUGCAGCUUGUGUGGACCAAGGAUCAUGCCCAGGGCUGCCAGAGGGCUGCCUGCAUCCUUGAGUUACUUCAGGAUGCAGUGAAGAAGGGAAUAAAUGACACCCUGCAGGCCGCUUUCCAGACUGUGCCUUUCCUCCCUGCUGCACUGCACACUGGUGACCCUGUGCUGCUGCCAGCUGCCCAGCUCUACCAUCACCUCCAUGACCCACUAGUGGGACUCAUCCAGCCUAUCUUGGCUCCUAAAAUGCUGGGGAAAAACUUCAGCCUCUCUGAGGAGGUAGCAUCCUUCUUGGGACUGGACCGGCAGAUACCCUCAGCUCAGGUCCUUGAGCAGCUGCGAGCACUCCGCCGUUUCUCCAACACUCUCCCUUUGGAGACCCUGCAAUACAGCACCAACUGCUGCUACAAGCACCUGGACAUGCUGCUCCAGGAACAUCCCUCCAGCUGGGAUGAGGUGGCUUCUGCAGUGGCCCCAGGGGAGCCCUUCAUCUUGGUGGGCUCCCGUUUUGUGCCAGUCACAGCUGUGGCCGAGACACUGUCAUUUAAGGCUGCCCCAUACCUUCAUGAGCUCCAAGAGCAGUACAAGCCCUACAGAGAGCUCUGGAAGUGUGUGGGGCUGCGCCACACAUUCGCCUGGGAUGAUUAUGCCCGAGUGCUCUCCACUCUGGCAGAGAUACAUGCUGGAAAGCCACUGCCUGCCACGGAGCUGGAUCUGGCCCUGCAGCUGGUGUCUUGUGGCUUGAUGGAAGAUAGCAACCAGCCAGAUGCCUGCCAGACCCAGCAACUCUUUCUGCCUGAUGAGGAGGGCAUUUUGCAGCCACGGGACAAGCUCUACUUCAAUGAUGCACCAUGGAUGCCAUUGGACAGAGAUGUCCUGCUGUGCCAUAAACAGCUGUCCCGAUCGACAGCCCUGCACUGUGGGGUGACCACCACACGCCACCGAGCACUGGAGAGGAGUGAACUCAUCACUGAUCACCUGAGCUUCUGGGCGCAGCCAUUUGGUGCCCAUGAAGAUUUGCCAACGCGACUGAAGAAUAUCUUGAAGGAGUACUCUGCGUCUGCUCCUGAUAUGGUGAAGGAGGUGCUCCAGAAUGCAGAUGAUGCAGGUGCAGGGCUUUUGCACUUCGUGUGGGACCGCCGGACGCACCCAGCGAAGGCUACUUUUAGUGAGAAAUGGAACAUCCUGCAGGGCCCUGCCCUCUGCAUCUACAAUGACCGCCCCUUCCAGGAGCAGGACAUUGAAGGCAUUCAGCGUCUGGGGGUGGGUGGCAAGCAAGACCGGCAGGAUGUCACAGGCAAGUAUGGCCUUGGCUUCAACACUGUCUACCACUUUACUGACUGCCCAGCCUUCCUGACCGGAGACAGUGUCCUGUGUGUCUCUGAUCCUCAUCUCUACUACCUGUCCACAGCCACAACUGAGAAGCCUGGUAGCAUGUUUGCUGUCAACACUGAUUUCAAGAAGAAUUUUGCAGACAUUUAUGACACCUUCCUACCAUCCUUCUUCAACCUGAAACAGGGUGUCCUUUUCCGGCUGCCGCUCCGCACUGCAGCUGAGGCUGCCAUGUCCAGGGUGUCAGACAUGGUCGUGCGAGACCAAGACCUCAAGAACAUGGAAGAAACACUGGCUAAGGAAGGUGAGGACUUGGUGCUCUUCCUCAGGCAUGUCCACACCAUCAUCUUCUCUGAGAUCCCCCCAGAUGGGAAAGAGUUGGUGGAGAAGCUGCGGGUAACCACGGAGCUCACAGAGGAUGAUGCAAAGUUGAGACGGGAUUUUCAAGCAAGAUUAAGCCAAGCCGUGGAUGGGAACAGCCCCACCCCUCUCUCCUAUACCAUGAAAGUCAAAAAUAGCAGGGCCAAGACCACAAGUUUGUGGAGGGUGAUCUCCCAAAUUGGGGUGCAGGGUGGGGCUGAGGAGUCUCCAUUGCCUAAAUGUCUGCCCUAUGGGGCUGUGGCUGCCCGCCUGGAACCUCUGAACCAAGUCACGGGCAGAGCCUUCUGCACCCUCCCACUGCCCUUGGUCACUGGACUGCCUGUGCACAUCAACGCCAACUUCUCUGUGGAUGCAGCCAGGUGCAGUCUCCACUGGGACAAAGGCGGCACAGAGGCAACCUGGAAUGACUUCUUGCUCCGGUGCUUGGUGGUUCCACUAUACUGUUACUUUCUCACCAGGCAGUGGAAAGCCCUGGAGCCAGAAAAGCUCCAGUAUUGGUCCCUGAAUCUCUGCCAGCAGCACCUGGACUCCCACUUCCUCCAGUUUUUCCCUGUUAUGAAAAGGGUGUUACCUAUCUUCCAGGACAUGGUGAGAAAGGUCUACAAGCACCUCAGUCAUGCACGCCUGCCCCUGGUGCCUGUGUACAGGAAGUCACUUGACACAGUGACAAUAACCUGGGCAUCUCCAGGUGGAGAGGACAUGCUAACAGAGCCAUACUUCCUCAAAGAGAUACCUCAGCCAAAAGUCCAGAAGGUGCUGGAGCAACUGAACAUGAAACAGGUUCCAGCAUUCCCCCACCUGCAGCAGAUCCGUGAGGAGUUCAUUGAAGCCCAGGUGAAUGCUGUUGUCUUAGAGCCAGCCUCUCUCCGGUGCUUCCUCAAGGCCCUCGCUCUGCCUGUGCCCUGCAAGCUGGCUGAGACACCCCUGAGGACCCCAGAGAGCUGCUCCUACCUGCUGCAAUACUUAACAGGAUGGAACAGGCACUCUAAAGGUACUCACAAGGAUGGGGACAAGGCAGAUCUGGAAGGCCUGCCCUUGCUGGCCACAGCAGAUGGUUUUCUGAAUGCUUUCAGCAUCCACUACCCUAUCUUCAAGAACUCCUUUGCCCACCUCUUCCCCAAGCACAGCCACCGUUUUGCCCAUAAGUGUAUUUCUGCAUGGAUCCCACCUUGCUUUGUGAAGGAGCUUCACCUCCCACAGGCCACACCACUCAUCCAGGAGGCAUUGGGUCAGUUGAAGUGGACCACAGAGGGAAAAGAGUGGCUCAAGGGACUGUGGAUCUUCCUUGCCAGUGUGGUACCCUCAGAUGUGGACAUGGAGUCAUUCAUGAAUCAUCUCCAGAAUAUGGCAGUGCUGCCUAUUCAGGGGAGUAAGACAGACUCAAAGCAACUACUGCCACUAUCCUCCCUCUCCAGGGUUCUUUUUGAGUGUCACUCUGAAGUGGAAAAGGUGCUGCACAAACUGGGCAUCCCUGUGCUCCAGCAAUCCCUGCUGCCCUGGAGUAUUUCCCACUGUUACCUGAAGCCAAGGGCACUGCAGAUCACAGAUCCCAGGGCUGUAGUGGCCCAUCUGGCAGACACAAGAGCUGAUCUCUGCUGGGGGGAUUUAGGGGAGCAGGAUGUGUCAGCCCUGCUGAAGUUUGUCCAGCAGGGAAAGCUGGAUUCACAUGCACUGGAGCAGCUCCUGCGCCUGCCUCUCUUCCAGAAGUUUGGGGGGGGCUAUGUAGCUGUGGCUCCCUACCGCAAGGUGCUGUUACUCCGCAGACAGUUCCUGCAAGUGCCCUUGAGUGCCCAAGCCCUGUAUGACUUGGACAAAGACAUGCUGCUUCUCACACCAAGCCUAGUCCACAAACAGCUGGCUGAGCGUUUGAAGUGGGAGUUCACAGAUGACCAAAAGCUCUUCAUGGCUGUGGUACUUCCCCGCCUGUCCCAGCUCACACGGCAAAAUCUCAUGGAAGCUAUACGCUUGUUCUUUGUUGUGAAACCCAUCUGUGACACUCAGAGCAUGAAGACCAUUGUGGAAGCUUUUCAGAAGGUGGCCUUUAUACCAGAUGCCCACAGAACACUGCGCCUGGCCUCCUACUUCUACUGUGACAUGCCUUCCUUCCACACCCUGCGUCUCCAAAACCGCUUUGUGCCUGAAUCUUUCUUUAAGGAGCUACAUUUGAACAAGAAAGAAACUGUGGAUUUCUUCCUUGAGGCUGGUGUCCGCACCAGCCUCUCCACAGAGGAUUUUGUGGCACUGGCUGAGGAGAUAGAGCGUGAAACCACUCAGGCUACAUGCCAUGCUGCAGAACUGCUGGAGCGACAGCAGGAGAUGCUUAAGCAACUUGCAAACCUGUUGAAAAAUCCUGAGUCAAAGGGUUUCCUGAGGAAAAUUUCCUCAAUCCAAUUCCUGCCUCCACUGGAUAUUCCUCCAAACUUGAUGAACCUUCACCCUCCUUUUGCAGACUGCACUAAGGCUGUGGCUCUGAAAGGCAGCGUUUCCUACUGCAAAGAUGUGGCUGAGCUCCUGUGGACAUCAGCCACCAUCCUGCCAGAAUCCCUUCGACUUGAGGAGAUGUCCCUGAAGGCCAUGGGAGUCCUUGUAGAGAUACCAACUGCCCUGGUGGUGGCCAACCUGGAGCAUGUGUGCAGGGCAGCUUGCUCAACAGAACUGCAGGUAAGCACACGGACCAAGGUGCUCCAUAGCAUGUACAGCUUCCUGCAGACCCGUCUGAAGGAGGUGGAUGCAGAGCACCUCGCUGAGCUGCCUGUGGUGCUGGCCAAGUCAUGGGACAUGGCCAGGCCACGGCAGGUGGUGACAUCACUCCCGGACGAGGCUGACUUUUAUCCCUACCUCCUCACGCCUCACCCCUGUGUGGCUGCCUUUGGAGAUCUCCUGCAACAUCUUGGCGUCGUCCUGGUCCCCACACUGACUCACUACAGCCAUGUCCUGGCCCAAAUCUACCAGGAGAGGCAUGGCAGUGGGACCCUUUCCAGCAUCCAGAAGAAGACAGUCCUGCUGGCCACACGGCAUUUCUUCCAGCUGCUGCGGGAUGAAUCGGAGCCCCCCGAUUGCUCUACUGUGGCUGAGCUGUACUUGCUGAGCACUGCUGGCUCCCUAGAGCUGUCCCACAGACUGUGUUUCAAUGACUGUGUGCCCUCAGAGACUGCUCGGGCCCUGGAGAAGACCUUUGUGUUCAUGGCUGCGCUGCCAGUGUCUGGGUGUAAUGCCAGGUGGCUGCUGCAAAGGCUGCCACCACACCUGCGGCCAUGGGCACUCUCAGAGGUGACAGAGAAGCAGCUGGAGGAAGGUGGUCCGCAGCCGUGUCACUACGGCUCUCAGUGCGCUGCGCAGAGGCGUCUGCAGACCCUGCUGGUAUCCCCGUGGUUUAGGCUGGGGCUGGAGUCCCUGCUGCAGUGGCAGACCCGCAAGGCUGUGAUGGGAAUGGAGUGGGAUGGUGGCUUUACACUGGAGAAGAUGAAAGUGCAGUGCUGCAAGGACAUCUGCACUGUGCUGGUGCACAGUGGGGCAAAGGUGGAGGGCAGCUCCCAGUCACAGGUUAUCCACGUGUGCCUGUCUGGUGGUGCCCAGCGGCUCCUCUACAUCCAGCACGCAGAGAUGGUGCUGAACUGGCAGCAGCUGAGGGUGGUGGAGACGCUGGCGCAGGAGAUCAAUAACAUCCUGGGUGGGCAGCUGGAGGCACGUGCUUUGUCCGUGCUGCGUGAAAUGCUGGUCUGCCAGGAGCCACAGGACAUUGCUUUGGUUCUGGAGGAGAACAACGUGGCACUGGUGGGGGCCGCACCAGAGCCAGAGAAGAAGCUUCAGGAGGAGGCUGAAGCUGUGGCAGAAGAGGGAUCAUGGAAGGAUCCCAGCCUGGCAAUCUUGAGGCCUCUGCAUGGUGUCAGGGGGCCAAAGAUGUGGGGCCAAUACAAACCUGUGAGCACCGCCCGGCACCAUGGACAGGGAGGCGGUGGCUCCUUGCUGAGCAGUGAGGAGCUCAUGGUCCUGACUCUGUCUGUCCCCGAGGCCUUGCGUUGGCUGUGUCAGGCCACAAGUGACCUGCAGGCAGCCCACAAUGACAUCCGGCACUGCUGCCCCAACUGGGUGCUCUUCAAAGUGCACCAGGCCCUGGAGAAGGCGCUGGUGGCAGCCGUGCUUUGCCGUGGUGAAGCCUUUGCAGGCCACAGGGGGCUGAUGGGUAUGGCCCAAAGGCUGGAGGCAGAGGAGCCGGAGCUGAGGGGCCUUGUCCUGGAUGUGCAGUGGUUGUGUGACUGCGGUGUGGACGGCAAGGCCACACAGUACCCAAGUUACCAUCCCUUUCCCAUGACCCCCAGUGAGGCCUUCCCCAGUGUGGAUGAGGAGGAGGUCCUGAAGCGGGCACAAAAAGUGCUGGUGACACUGAAGGACCAUGUGGGCAGAAAGUGAAAAGUCCCUACCAAGGGGCACAGCACCUGGGCCAAGGGACCACCAGGUGCCCAUUAGAGACCCGCCAUGGACCUGUUGUGGACUCACCGUGGACUUGCCACAGACCUGCCACAGGCAAUUCCAGACUGUCCACCCCUGGUAGGGGAGUUUUGAUGGCAGAUGAAGGCCUAGACCACUGGACAUCACAGAGUAGCCUGAGUCAUUGGCAUGUCUUCAGUGUGCAGUA